GAUUUUCUUAAGUUUGCAGAUAUUUUCAUCUGAAAUGAAUUCCAAACAACGGAUUUUGGGGUCUUCUUAUGAGAAUUUCUGUUAGGUUUAUGAGAAAUGAAACCAAUUUCAACUCUGAUCCAAGGAUUUUGAGAUUUUUACUUGGGAUUAUUUAUUGAUCUUUAUCUGGGGUUUAGCGCAAUGAAUCGCCCAUAUGUAAGGCAAAAAAGUAUUUCGAGUAAUGCAUCUGAAGGUACACCUUCAUCUCCAAUGAAGUCUCCAAUGAAUCGACAUGGUUCCACAGGCAUUGGAAAUUUUCGCAAAACACCAAACAAUGCAACUAAAGCUGCAGCUCAAAGACUUGCACAGGUAAUGGCACAUCAACAUGCUGAUGAUGACGACGAUGAUGACGACGACUUGUCAAUUGACUAUAACCCUCCCAGUACUACUUCAACCCUUGGACUUUCAGGAAGGUCCAUGCGUUCUCGAACCCCUGCGUUAGGUCGGAAUGGUAGUGAACAACCUCAAUCUGUUCGUUCUGCAUCAGCUAUGCGUCCAGCUCUAGCAGUAAGGACUGUGCCAGUCGUACGUCCCAGUGUACCAAUAUCCCUAAAGCCUCCAACUUCUUCACUUACAGGGGAUACUCCUCGAAGGAUGUCUGUAGAUUCGGGGAACAUGAGUGUCCGAGAAAGUGGGAACCGUUCCUCUUCUGAUCUUCAAGAUGAGAUUGAUAUGCUAGAGGAAGAAAAUGAUUCUGUCCUUGAGAAGUUAGGUCGUAACUCUAUUGAACAACCUCCAUCUGCUCGUUCCAUAUCAUCAGUACGAUCAUCAAUUGCUGUUAGGACAGUUUCAACAGGACCAGCAAGUGGACCGAUAUCACUAAAGCCACCAGUAACUCCUGGAGAGACUCCUCGUGAUGGUCGGAAAAGGUCAUUUGUUGAUUUGGCAAGUUUGAGUGGACGGGAAACAACAACACGUUCUUCUUCUGCUCUGCAAGAUGAGCUUGAUAUGCUACAAGAAGAAAAUGAAGACAUACUCGAAAAGCUUAGACUUGCUGAGGAGAGAUUCGAAGAAGCAGAGGCCAGAGCUAAGCAACUUGAAAAACAGGUUGCUAAUCUUGGAGAAGGUGUAUCCCUUGAAGCCCGUCUUCUAAGCAGGAAGGAGGCAGCUCUGCAACAAAGAGAAGCUGCUUUAAAAGCUGCUGAAGCCCAAACACAUGGUGUUAGAAAUGAAGAGUUAGUUUCCCUUCGGGAGGAAGCAGAGACUACUAUGGAGCAACUCCACGAAGCUGAAUGUGAAAUUAAAUCUCUGCGAACGAUGACAAAGCGAUUGAGAUUGACCACGGAAGAAAUGGAAGAGGUGGUUCUUAAGAGGUGUUGGCUCGCUCGAUAUUGGAAAUUAUGUGUCCAACAUGGAGUGCAUGCGGAAAUAGCUGAAUCAAGACAUGAGUAUUGGUCAUCCUUAGCUCCCCUUCCUCUUGAGGUUGUAUUAUCUGCUGGACAGAAAGCAAAAGAAGAAAGUACAAGAGAUAAAACUGACGCUGGGGAAAGGGGUAAAGACCCACUUGACUUUAAUGAUUUUUCUGGAGACGGGAAUAUCGAGAGCAUGCUGUCAGUUGAAAAGGGCCUUCGAGAACUAGCUUCACUGAAGGUAGAGGAUGCGGUAAAACUUGCGAUGGCUCAACAUCGACGACCAAAUUUGAUCAAGUAUGGCGCGAAUGUCCCUGAUGAUCUAAAAGUACCAACUGAGAGUCAUAAUCUGCUAGACGCAUUCGAGUUGAGUCAGGACGAGACUGAAGAUGUACAAUUUAAGCAGGCUUGGCUUGUGUAUUUUUGGAGAAGGGUGAAAAAUCAUGGAUUAGAAGAGGACAUUGUCGAUGACCGUUUGCAAUCUUGGACCAGCCUAAGCACUCGGACACCUACCUCACAUGAUGCAGUUGAUGUUGAAAAGGGUUUGAUGGAGCUCAGAAAGUUAGGAAUUGAAAGCAGGUUGUGGGAAGCAUCGCGCAGAUUGAUCGACCCAGAUUCGGUUUAUAGCAAAACAAAUACAGAAUAUGACUUCUAAUAACAACAUAUUGAUACUUAGGAAGGUUCAGUGAUCUUCAUCUGGAUGUUCUGUUCUUUAGUUAGAGCCGACUGGAGAUGCUAUCGUGCAGAUAAAAAUCAAUUACAACAAAUUCCAUUUUCCUUUUAUUUCUUAUUACUCUGUAAAGAAAGGCUAUCUGAUUUAGAUUAAAAUCCAAGCAGUGCAGCUAGUUGAGUCGGUAAACUGAUGUAGAGAGAUUUGCCAUUUUUUUGAACCUAAUCUUUUCCAGAUACACAUAACUAUUUGGAUCUAUAAAUGCUCACAAUGUUUAAAUACAAUUGUUUAUUCA
Papaver somniferum (opium poppy) is the source of this 2353-nucleotide messenger RNA. Its product is annotated as coiled-coil domain-containing protein SCD2-like. Lineage: Eukaryota; Viridiplantae; Streptophyta; Magnoliopsida; Ranunculales; Papaveraceae. Gene Ontology annotation, biological process: cytokinesis by cell plate formation. Bases 181 to 2043 code for a protein of 620 amino acids. The record is from RefSeq and is a predicted model, not a curated record. The transcript is spliced from 20 exons.